AUGAGUACGUCGAAUUUGGAGUACGAAGAGCUUAAAGGGUUUAUGGAUCUAGAAUUGGUGAAGAAAUAUGAUGGAGUAGUAGUGGAAGUAAAAGAGGAAAACAGAGCAGCAAGACCCUGUUUCUCAGAAGCGUGGGAUGUUUGUGGAGGGAGAAAAGGGAAGAGACAGAUCACGCCGGAGAUAAAGUGGAGAAUUCCGGCGCCGCCGAUUAACGAAGUUGAGUUGAAAGAUCAUCUCAAACAUUGGGCUCAUGCAGCGGCGUUUAAUCUGUUUUUUUUUUACAUUGCUUCUUCAGGUUGA
Messenger RNA from Microthlaspi erraticum, 300 nucleotides. The record is from the annotation of a GenBank genome assembly. NCBI's taxonomy places the organism in Eukaryota, Viridiplantae, Streptophyta, Magnoliopsida, Brassicales, Brassicaceae.